ACGUGACGAGAGACGUGAGACGAGAGAGACGAGGUGGCGAGGUGAGGAGGUGAGCGCUCUGUAGCCGCAGCGGUCGUCGCUGCUGCCGCCGCCGCCGCCGCCGUAGCUCUCAUUUUCACGGCGGCGUCGCGACGCUGCCGGCGGUCCGCGCCGUGUUUUUAUUUGUCCUCCCGGAGUCACGAGCGAACACGCGUCGUGCUGUAUGUAGUGCCGGCGCCGGUCCCCUUGUUAUUUCGACCACGGGCGAACCGCGCGCGGCUCGGCGCGCAGGGUUGCACUUUGCGGUGAAGUAACGCGCGCACCAAGCAUUAUCGCAAACGGGCUAUGCGGCUGGGAGAGGUCGCGCGGCUCGGCCGCCAGGUGGCGGUAGCCUGAAAACAGUAGGACGGCGUACACCCUGCAACGGGACCGUCUUUUUCACGGGGAUUGUCGUCCGCGUUUUCUCGCGAUCACCACGUACCUACGGCAGAAUUUUCGGCCCCCGAGGAGCCCAAUGUGGGUGGAAGUGAGAUGGCAUCCAGGGAAAAGAAACCCUUAGCGCCUUCCAAACCAAAACAGAAGGCGAGUAGUGACUCUGGCUUGCCAUCCAAUGAGGUCAAGAAUAAAAAAGGCAAAUCUUUGCCAAGUAUAAAGCAGCAGCAACUUGCGCGAGAGAUUUUUGAUACAGUAGCAACAGGUAAUCAGCUUUCUGCUAAACUAGAAGCUAGCUUGCCACGCAGGAAGGCUCUGAAAAAUCUGAAGCGCAAACAAAACUUAAGAGUAGCCAAGGCAAAUCUUAUAAAGUCCAAGGUUACCAAGAAAGUGACAAAUAAGAAUAUACGCGGGAUACCUUCUGAGGUCAAGAAGGGUGUGAAAGCAAAGAAAGUUAAGCCGUGUGAGGAGUUAACUGUUAAAUCAAUUGGUAUCUCUCUGAGGCUUUCGGAGAAUCAGACAAGCAGCGGAGACAACGAAGGCAAAGGAACUGAAACACCAAGUAAAAGUGCCAAGAACAAUCUCAGGACCAAGAAGACCAAAUCUACAUCUUUGAGAAGCAUAGGGGAAUCAGGAAACGAAGACGUACAGGAUACAGAGGAGGCUAGUGUCACAUCCAGCACAAAGAGCAGCCCUAAGCUUGGAAAGAAGAGAGCAAUAGAAAACGCUGAUCUUUUGUCUAAGAGUGCCAAAACAGCAAAGUCAGCGAACUUGAAGAAGAAUAGUGUGAAGGACAUUGUAAAAGUUACAGAGGGUGAUAACAAAAGUGCUAAGGGUAAAAAGAACACUGGCAAGGAAUUAGAUUGUGGUAGUAGUUUAAAAAGCAAUACUAGCAUUGAGAAAAUUUCAAAAAUCGUUUUGGAUAAUAAGAGUUCUAUUGAUCUUACUAUAGACGCAGUUAUUGCUUCAAUGUUGAGUGAUUCUGAGACUGACAGUCAACAAAGCGUUACAGAAAAGAUUGAGGGAAAGAUAACGAGAAGUAAGAAAAUGUUGGUAGACGAAAAUAUUGCCGCCGACAUUGAGGUAAAGAAGGAGCCUGAUACCGAAGACACGAAAGUUACAUCAGAUGGGGAAUGUAUAGAGCCGGAUCAAGGACUCCACCCCCAGAAUGCGAUCCAGUUGAGGAAGAGGUCGAAGUUACCGGUCAGUCAUCCCAUUGACCAAGUAUUUCAAAGUAGCCUGCGAAAUGGGAAGCAACGUCAUCUAUCAGAUUCGGGGAAUUCCACUUCGGACAUCGAUCCCAGAAGACGUAGACUAAAUUCGGACGGGCCUCCUACUUCGGAUAAUUCGAUAGAACAUAUCUCAGAAUGCAAUGUAAAUAUGGACACUUGCUUAUCAGAUCCUAGCUGUAACGAAUCUCAGACCACCGUAGCACCAACCAAGGAGGAUAUUUGUUCGCUGAAGGAUGAAGCGUCCAGGAAUUUUGACGCCGAGGAUGCCGAGAUCGGGUCGGAAAUAGAGAACAACAAUAAUAGCGAUCGUGUGGACAGAACGGGCGAGAUAGGACCAACAUUACGCUCGAAAACUAAAACAAAAAGCACGGAGAAUGAAGCGACGAAGGACGAUAAUACUAAGGUGGAAGACACGUGGAUGUCAUCUAAAUGUGUAGACACGCAGGAGGAUUCGAAGAAACUUAAUAAUUUAGAUCAAGCUAGAAAAGACAGUAUUUUAGUAAAGCUCGGAGAUAAACCUAAAGGCCGUAGAAAUAGCUUAAACAUAGAUAUGAAGAAAACCGUUAACUCUUUUUACAAUGCAGACAAAUCGGACACUACUCCAAAGGCGCCGAUAGACAAAAUUAUAGAAGGCAUUAAAUUGACUAUUGUGAAAUCCAUCGAAGACAAGAUUUAUCGUCCCGGAUUGAGCAAAAGCUUCGACAUGCCCAAGAGCGAGGAAGUUAUUGCGCCACUCAGCACGGAGUCCCAGAAAAUGGGCUUGGAGGAGAACACCGACGAGGAAAAGUCCAUCGUUACGGAAAAUGAAAGCACAUCGGAAAGCUCGGAAAAUUCAGUACCAAAAGUGGCCGAUACUGCCAAAGAGAUUGAGAAACUAGUCAUGUUUGAUAUUGAGGAAGCAGAGACACAUUCGCAAAACACUCAAGAGAAUAAAGCCUCCGGUAGCGACAGGAUUAACGAUGUACAUAAUACCUGCGAGUCUACGUGUAAUAUAAGUAGUAAUAAUGGUACAUCUUGCGACAGCGUGGACAAGUCCGAGGCGGGAAACACCGGUUGCAGUGCGGCCAACGAUACAUCGGCCAACGUCAGUGGUAAUGAUUCCAAAUUACUGGACGAAAAUAAGAAGGCCGUUACUACACGCAAAUCCCCGAGGAUCAGUGAUAAAAGCUCAGACAGCAUCGGUAGUCCCGAGACGAGGAAAUCAAACAGAACACCAAACAAGGUAGCCUCAAGAUCGGACAAUGUGGACGCGGACGCACAGAAAUCUCCGAUUUCCAACGAGGACACAGCCCCCCCUGCUUGUGACAUAGCGAAAGAGGACACGGUAUCUCGUCAGCAUUCGGAUGAUAAUACCGUAUCGCCUUCGGCGAUACCUGCAUUGACAUCUCUCGAGCGAACAGAGGAGAGACUCGCGGAGGGUCGUACGCAAACGAGAAAUGCGGAUGAGUCUGAGACCGAGAUCUCUCUGAACAUUUCCGGCGGCUCGGAGGAUUCGGAAACGCUGGAGAGUAUAUCGCGCGAGGUGGAGAGACUAGUAGCGGGAGAUCAGGCUGCCAAAUUGUCAUCGAGUCCGCCUCCUGCGGACGAUGCAACUCUAAGAGACGAAGAGACGAAGACUACCGAUAUGAAGAUGGACGAGGAGCGCGAGAUUCAAAGUGUGAGUAAACACGAAGCGUCCGCUCGUUGCGACGACAAUUCCGCGUCGUCGGCCGACGUCGCGAAUGAAGAAGCGCCGAGCAAGAGCCGUGCAGUCUCCGCAGGGAAAACUGUCCUCGACGCAACGGAAACAUCGCAGGAGAAUGAUGCUGCCUGCGAGACGGUGCGAGGCGCGAAGCAUCAUAAGACUAGCAAUAAUCACUCAUCAACCACCACGAACUGUGAUUCAAAUAGUGAAUGUAGCUCUGUAAAUCCUGUGCCUACACACACGUGCACUUCCGAUCGGCAGAACGACGAGACCGAGGAGGAUGGUAAGUCCGAUCAAGAUAGCGGUAACUGCAAAGAAUCCAAUGAUCAGCCCAGUGAUGGCACACCCGUGAAUUGUGAUACGCCGAAAAAUGCGGACGAGAGCGCUUCGAAUCAAAAGACAGGAUACAACGAGACAGCCGCCCUGACGGCGGACGAGAGCAAUAAGUCGUCCGACGACAAAGCUUCCAACGACGAGCAGAAGCCAGCCAACGAGGAAAACAGGAGGGUGUUGCGGGCUCGCGACAAGCAGAAGAAAGUUGAGAACAGACAAGGGAGUCGUAGCCGCGAACAUGUGGACAACAACGUGAAGGUCAAGACAGAGAUCCCAAACUCGAACGUGGACAAAGUCGUCGACAACGACGAGGUGCAAGAUUCGACGGUGGACGAGACAAGCGUGCCUGAGAGUUCCCAGAAAGCGGAAGACACAAGCGACUCGCAGAACAAUAAUGAGGAGGUCGAUCCCCUCGAGCCACAGGCAGGUCGCACUCGUCGCAGCAGAGAUGGAAAGAGACGCAGGGAAGACCUGGCACCUUUGACGAGCGGUAGCUUAAAGGCGAAGCGUACGAAACGGGACCUGCGAAAAUCCGCAGACCAGCAGAACAAGGAGGAGACGUUGCUGGACAACGAGGUCGCCAAGAUCAACGAGAACAACAGGUCCUUCUUGAACAAGUACGGUGGUGGUGGUGGUGCCGGUGAACGCGGGGCGGACAGUUUCCACAGUUUCUUCGAGAAGAGUGCGCAAGGUGGGCUCGAUAAGCUCGAGAAGAGCUCGAACUUGCGCAGCAAAUCGGAGAACGAUCUAACGAUCGCCGUCGACGAGGUUGGCAAGAGCGAAGAGCGACUCUCGCGUAAUCUGUCCGAGAAUCACGUGUCGAAGCGGGAUGACGAUGUGGACCUUCUGGCGGAUGCAUGCAAGACUCUCAAGACACCGGAGGCGAGCGCGCAAAAGGACUCCGACGAGGCCUCCACGUCCGGCGAGUCGUCGAAUAGCGGCACGCCGAAGAUUCUGGAGACGCCCGAGGACAAAGCGAAGAAGGAGUCGAUUUUGCGCGUGUUGGGCCUGGAGUCCUUGGAGAAAGCCGCUGAACGACUGAAUCAUCAGAAGGCGCGAAAGGAGCAGUACACUGGUACACUGAAGACCAUCAUCAGAGUGCAAAAGGAGAAGGACAAGGACAAAAGGGGUUCGCGCUCGCCCUUGAAAAUGGUUCUCAAGCAGCAGGGACGCGGAGACGGAGAGGGGGACUCACCCGAGUUCUACACCAUUCAAAAGGAGUUUGGAACCAGUGGUUUGGGAGAUAGCAGCUCUGGUGCGAACCGAAAGUUCACUACUAACCACAGACACUCUUGCGAUGAAGAUAACGAGGAAGCUACGCCAAAGGACCGUCAGUCGCUUGUCAUUCCAGAGAAGUCCUCUUCCUUCUCUAUACACCCCGAGCGCUUGUGCGCGGACGUGUGUUGCUACUGCUUCGGCAAGUUCGGUUCUCUCGACACACCGAUGCAUCUGGCUCAGAUGAAAUCCGACGAGAGACGUAAAAAGAUCUUGAACAUAGAGAGACAUCUCACAAAAGACUCGUGCCUAUGUGACGCGUGUUACCGUCAUGUCGAUAGAAAGGCGAACACUAGCCCGACAAAUAUGCAGCAAAAACCACCGAAGCAGCAUAGGCAGCUGAUGGUGUUGAAGUGCUCAGCUCGCGAAUGCAGAGAUCCAGCGCGGCAUAACGUGAAACGCCGUUGGCUGCUCAAAAUAAAACUCGGGCUUCAAAAUCAGGUUGACAUAGACUGGGAAUCGAGUCAACACACUUCGAUGUCCUUCUGCGUCAAUCAUUAUGGCAAGAUUGAGCGCUUCUUGACUUGCGCGUUAUGCAAACGACGAUUAGUCCGUAAUCAUACUCAUCAGCUGGCCAGUGCGGAAAUCGAUGAACUAAAUCAGUUGGUCGCUCAAGAAGGAAUCCCCGUCAUAUUAGCAGCAGGGACGUUCGUCUGCAAACUAUGUCGUUACUUCACGCAGUUACAGCUAAAGUACAAAGACGUCGACAAUAUGAACACAAAUAGCAGGAGUUUCUUCAAGAGUUACCGAAAGAGGAUCCUACACUACCAUGAUAUUGAGGUUCCCGAGUUCGAGGAUGACGAUACGGUGCAGAGUCAGGCGAAGGACAAGGACAAGCGCAAGAAAUCCGCCAAGGGUGCGCAAUCCAAGAACGGUAGCUCCAAGUCGCCGGACCGUACGAUGAACUCGAUAUUAGAGAAAUCGACACCGGAGCUGAGCAAAAGCGAGGGCGGCGCGAACGGUUCGGAGAUGGACGCGGAGACUCGCGGCGCAAAGGCGGCAGGCGCGAAUGACGAGACCGUCACGGACGUUCAAUAUCUCGGCAUCGAGAGAGCCGUGGAAAACCUGAAGAAGCGCAAACUACUCGACCUGCAUGCGUCGUACACGACGACGGAGUCGCCGGUGUCCUCAUGCGGUGAUGUUUCAAACGACGUAGAGGAGAUCCUCGCGAUGGACAAAGAGGUCACCUUGACGCGACUGCCGAAACGAUCAAAGGUCAACAGCAGUAACAACAACAACAACAGCAAUAACAACAACAACAAUAACAACGACAUCGCGCCCGUGGUACAGAGACUCGGUGCGAAUCCUUCCAUAAGCGUGCGCACGCUUUUCCCAGGCGAGGAGGAGAUGAAUCUGCAUGCCAAGAUCGAAUUCGGCAAUGUGCGCGAGAUUACACCGCAGGGUUGGGAGAAAUGUGCUACCAUGAUCCAAUACGACCGCGAUACCAAGAUGCUCUGGCAAGAGUUGCAGAGACCGUACGGUAACCAGAGUUCCUUCCUCCGGCACUUGAUCUUGCUGGAAAAGUACUAUCGGUCCGGCGAUCUGAUAUUGGCGCCGAACGCUUCGCGGAACGCGAUCAAUUACUCCACGUCAGUGCAGAACAGAUUGAUAUCCUACGAGGGCCCGGAGAAGAUGGACGAGCCGAUAAUGGAGCCAUUCGGGGUCCCGUCGGAAUACACAAACUCGCGCCGCCUGAGCGGCGGUUAUAUACUGGAGAAGGACAACAGACUCCCGUCCUUGCCCAGUACGAGUUCCUCGAUGAAGCCGUCGACAUCGUCGUUGCACACGACGAAGGCAAGCUCAUCGCCCCCGCGGAUGCUCAAGCUCAACACAGGAGUGUCGAUCAUCAAGAAACCGCCGCCCAAUCUGCAGCGAGUUAGCAGCCUGCCGUCCACCAGCACGGCAAACGGCGGCGUGAAGCGGAAAGAGGUGCAGAGACCGUCGUCCGCCGCCUUCAGCGGCAAAGUGUUUCAAUAUAGCGAGGCGGACAUCAGGCGACUGCAGACGAUGAAGCGGCAGAAGCAGUUCAACGAGAGAUCGUCCGGCGUGCCAAGUGGAUCAUUGGUUAGUGUCUCGAGCUCGCCACCCGGUCUCAAGGGUUCCCUGCAGUAUCAGAAAGGCCAACACACCCAGCAGCACAACCAGCAGCACAGCCAGCAGUUCCAACAGCAUCUGCGAAUGCAACAGGAGAUGCUGAAUCGCCAAAGCCGCGGGGAUUUUGAGCCGCUCAUCUGCGAUAUGCGCACGAGCGGCACAGCGAACGAGAACAGCUCGACGCAUAAUCUCAUACAAAAUCUUAACCUGCCCAAGUCGAUUCAAGUCACGACCAAGCCAUCCAAUCCGAUCCCGAUUUUGCCGAAAAUUCCGAAAUCGCUGACGGUGAUACCGCAGACCGUCACGAGACCCGUUGACAAAUGAAAGAAUAAGUACGAAAGAUGUAAGUUGGCAUGCAGUUCUUGUUUUUCGUGUCUUGUGUUUGCGCGGCGAACGAACGAUCGAUCGUUAUGUACGUAAGAGCGCGACUUGCUACGCGUGCCGAUGUCGAUUGAGCUACGAGAGAAUCGCCGCCAAUGCGCGUGAUCAACGCUCUACAUGAUCAAUUUGCCUUACGUGAGCGCAUCGCGAUAUGCACUUACCGAGCCUGAAGCUCAACGUACACACGCAACACCCUCACACAUGUACGAGGUAUAAUUAAUUGUACGGAUACG
Harpegnathos saltator (Jerdon's jumping ant) is the source of this 7643-nucleotide messenger RNA. It is a transcript of the gene east, whose product is annotated as enhanced adult sensory threshold. NCBI's taxonomy places the organism in Eukaryota, Metazoa, Arthropoda, Insecta, Hymenoptera, Formicidae. Gene Ontology annotation, cellular component: nucleus. The coding region runs from base 511 to 7353 and encodes 2280 amino acids. The transcript has 7 exons. The record is from RefSeq and is a predicted model, not a curated record.